Molecule: messenger RNA, 801 nt
Organism: Drepanopeziza brunnea f. sp. 'multigermtubi' MB_m1
Lineage: Eukaryota; Fungi; Ascomycota; Leotiomycetes; Helotiales; Drepanopezizaceae
Source: RefSeq, a predicted model, not a curated record
AUGACGACUAAACCCUCCCAAAAGCAACUCGUGACUCAGUUCAUCCAGUUCACAGGCGCGAACGAAAAGUUAGCUACGAAGUUGCUCAAGGCGGCGAGUUGGAAGUUGGAUCAGGCUGUUGAUAGUUACUUCGCAUCAAAUGGCGCGGCACCAGCUUCAAAGAUCGAAGAGACGCUAGGAAAGCUUUUUGAGAAGUACCGGGCAAACGAUCUGGAAGGCCUGACAAGCGUCAAUGGCACCAUGCAGUACUGCAACGAUAUUGGUGUUGGCUUGGAGAAUGCAGAACACCUGGUUUUGUUCGAGAUAAUUAAAGCACCUACCGCGGGGGAGAUGUCGAAGGCUGAGUUUGUCGACGCCUGGAAGAAAAUCGGGGCCGACAGCAUUCAGAAGCAAGCGGCCUACGUCGCUAGCCAGGUCAAGCUACUCUCUACCGACUUGGCUCUGUUCAAGAGGGUCUACAGGUGGACAUUCAUCUCUGCUAAGGACAAAAACCAGAAGGCUUUACCACUAGAGACUGGUCUCACCUACUGGAAAGUUAUUUUCAGCCCUCCAGGUAUGGAAUGGUGUACGGAUGUUACCAACUGGUGCGACCUGUGGGUGGAGUUUCUCCAAAAGAAUUGGACAAAGAGUGUCAAUAAAGAUAUGUGGAACCAGACGGAGGCAUUCUUCGAGAAGGUGAUGGUGGACCCGACCUUGAGCUUCUGGAGUGAAGACAGUGCUUGGCCUGGGGUAAUUGACCAGUUCGUAGAAUAUGCCCAGAGAGAGAAGGGUCUCAAGUCAGAUACCAUGGAGACUGAUUAG